AUCUUUGAAUGCAACGCAGAGCUAUUGAAUGGCGCAAAAUUCAUAAGUCGUCCUUGCAGUUUCACCGAAAACGUCCGCUGUUAACAGAAAAGGAACCCUGACGUUACGUGUAAAGAUCAUUAUAACAUUAUUGAAGACUCCUAGCGACUGCCUUGAAAAUACACCGCCAUGCAUACUGUGUUGCUUGCGAUAUCGCUUCUUGUAGUUUCAGUGAUUGGACAGCGAGUGGAACCAUUUGAUAAGAAUAUCACAAUUUCCAAUGGAAAUGAUGUUGACUUAGAGUGUGUAAUAAGUGGUGUUGCUGACAAUCAGUUUCUUUCAUGGACCAGAAUUACUGAAACUGAUGGUGGGAGUGUUACUACUGAUGUCAUUGCAUUUGAUGAGCAACUUGCCUAUGAUGGAAGUGACCCUGAUGUACCCAAUAGUCCUGCUAGAUACAGUCUCAUAAAAACUAGUACCAGGUACACUCUUGAAAUUGACGAUGCCAAAAUGGAAGAUGAAGGUAAAUUCGAAUGCAGCAUCUCAAAAACAGAUCAAAAGCAGGCAGUCUGGUUAACUGUAAAAACGGUACCAGAGAUCGACCCCAUCACUGGCAAUUUCUUUGCUCAUGAAAAUAAGACAUAUGAAUUGAAGUGUAUAGCAAGUGGAAGUCCUAAACCAAGCAUUGUCUGGUCCAGACCAGGUGACAUGUUACCGAGUGGUGAAUAUUUAUCACAUGGUAGUAUAUUGGAAUUAGUGAACAUGAGCAGUUCCCAUCGAGGUGUUUAUCAAUGUGCUGCCAGUAACACUGAGGGCAGUGUUAAAAGGACUGUAGAAAUCACAAUGGACCAUAAACCAGAAGUAACUGUUGUAAAGGAAGUUGUAUUAGCAUGGCCCGGUGAAACUGCAUCACUUACCUGUUUAUUUGAGGCUAACCCCAGUGCAAGCUUAACACAGUGGAUUAAAGUUGACUCUGGACGUACAAUUAAGUAA
Messenger RNA from Saccoglossus kowalevskii, 972 nucleotides. Its product is annotated as neurotrimin-like. The record is from RefSeq and is a predicted model, not a curated record. Gene Ontology annotation, biological process: synapse organization; homophilic cell-cell adhesion. NCBI's taxonomy places the organism in Eukaryota, Metazoa, Hemichordata, Enteropneusta, Harrimaniidae. Gene Ontology annotation, molecular function: axon guidance receptor activity. Gene Ontology annotation, cellular component: plasma membrane; neuronal cell body; axon.